AAAUGUCGCAGACAAUUCUCAAAAAUAUAGUUGAAGAAAUUAGUAAAUUAUUAGAUGAAGAAUCCAUGAAAGGAACUCGCCCUAAAACUAUUUAUGAUAUGAUGAAUAAAAUUAUUAUAAUGAAACAACAAAAACCAAAUAAUUUUAUCUGGUUGCUCCUCAUUGUUCCAACUUUAAAUCAUAAAAUUUAA
Messenger RNA from Dentiscutata heterogama, 191 nucleotides. NCBI's taxonomy places the organism in Eukaryota, Fungi, Glomeromycota, Glomeromycetes, Diversisporales, Gigasporaceae. The record is from the annotation of a GenBank genome assembly.